AUGAACACAGAAGGAAAAACACAAAACACGAACAAACACGAGCAACGACCGGCACUGGCUACCUUCCCGGGGCGGCGAACGCUGCGUGGUGAAGCGGGAAACGACCGGCAGCGCGCGAAAGAGGAGGCGGCGAGUCGCGAAAGCAAGCGGGAGUGGAUGCAGGCAAAUUUUUCCAAUUUGACGGGGCCAGGAGUGUUUUGGAGGGAGUCCUGCCUUUUCUCACAGGGGCAAAGCUUGAGGCAAAGGCUGCAAAAACAGCAACAAGAAAACGGAGGAGUACACCCCAUCGAGCUGAUUCAAACCGAUCCAGACUGGGCCAUCUUCGAUUGGGAAAGAGAAUGCGGAUACACGUGCAACAACACCAAAGUGGUUGACCCGGUUGAACAAGAGGCAGAAAGAAAAGCGGUGACGGUGUGGGCGGAGGCGGAAGCUCGAACGUUUGUAGAGAAGUACCUCAUGUACCCAAAGAACUUCGAGAAAAUCGCAGCUUGCCUUGACGGCAAGACCACCAGAGACUGCGUUGACUUUUACUACCGGUUCAAGUUCAAGUUUGGCCUGAAGAGGAAGCUGCAGGAGUUAGAGGACGGGACCCGCAUCAAGAAGAAGAACAGGCACAUUGGCUCGAAGCAAAUCCGCAGGGAGGAGCUUGUGCAUGAGGCGGUGGCGACUUUGUCAGCAGAGUGCGGAACGGAGCUCAUGCGGAGUUUCAAUGAUCGCAACUUUUUGCCUUUUGACGUUUACAGCGACCACCUGCUGCACAGAGAGGCCCUUCAUUCAACUCUCAAGGAUCCCGCAAGUUGCCGUGGAGAAGACUGGGGAGAAGGGGAAAGCGACAGCGCUGAGGUUUUUGUAGAGAACAUGAAUGAUGGCUACUUCCUGCCAGCAACAACGAAAGGGCUCGUUGUGCCUGGCCGCGUUGUGAGCAUUGCAAAUGAUGCGCCUCUGUGGGGGCCACCGCAGCGCUGCUUCGUGCCUGGCUGUCUGCUGAUAGACAGGCCCAGCACCCAGCCGCAGCAGCAGCAGCAACAGCAGCAGCUGCUAUUGCAGCAAGAGGGUGGCUCGGAAGCCACAGCCGCAGCAGCAGCAGCUUCUCCACCCACUGCUCCGCUGCCCCUCACCCUUAAAUCAACUCAACUGGACACUCUCCUCACGUGCAUGCAAGUCGCAUCCCGCAGGUUUUGCCCACAGGAUGACGAAGGGGGGCCCUCUUACAUGACCCGUUCCCGCGCUGCUCGGGCUCGCCCGGGGCCCUGUGGGCCCGUUGGGGGGCCUCCCACGCUGCAUCAUUUGGGUGCAGCCAUUAAUCGUUCGGGCGCGGCGGGGGCCCCUGCUGUUUUUGCGGGCGGCGGGGGGCCCGGGCAGCUUUCUCCUGCUGCUAGGGCAGUGGAUUGCCUGCUAACCCGCCUUCGAAACAUAGUCCGAAAUAUGCACCACAACACGCGACUGGGAGCGAGGGAUAAGCGGCGGGGUAUGGCUGACGACGGAGAGGUGGGAAACCUCGCACUUCCCGGCAGUCCCUCUACCGCCUUGAGGAUUGGGGAGGACGAGCUGCCUCCGCCAACGCCAGAAUGA
Messenger RNA from Eimeria mitis, 1572 nucleotides. RefSeq lists its product as uncharacterized. The coding region runs from base 1 to 1572 and encodes 523 amino acids. The record is from RefSeq and is a predicted model, not a curated record. NCBI's taxonomy places the organism in Eukaryota, Apicomplexa, Conoidasida, Eucoccidiorida, Eimeriidae. The transcript has 6 exons.